UAUGAGGCUUUUAUUUUGAAGGUCUCGGGCUUCUGAUAACAUCGACAAUCAGCUGAUCGCUCACAGCUGAGCUUUGGUGGCGUCUCUACCAGGUAUCCACCAAACGGCUUGAAGACAUCAUUGAUAAAGGGGGUUGAGUGAUUUCGAAACGAAAACCAGUGGUUGGGUUGCAGACAACAUAACCCUGACAUGGCCCCUACACUGUACGAUGAGAAACCAGAGCCUGGGGACUUGAUCGAGAUCUUCCGUGGCAGCUAUCAGCACUGGGCAGUGUAUGUUGGCGAUGGGUUUGUGAUUCACUUGGCUCCCCCCUCUGAGGUCCCAGGUGCAGGUGCCAACAGCAUGAUGUCUGUCCUAGCAGAGAAGGCGAUGGUGAAGAAAGAGGAGCUGUGGGAUGUAGUGGGGACCAACAAAUGGAAAAUCAGCAACGUCCUCGACAAGAAGUACGAGCCUCGACCUGUUCUAGUCAUUGUGAGGGAGGCCCGUGCCCUGGUGGGUACUGAGCUGCCCUAUUGCGUCUUUAGGGGGAACUGUGAGCACUUUGCUAACGAACUGCGAUACGGAAAGGCUGAGUCCCGCCAGGUCCGUAAGGCAGAAGAAAUGGUCAUGGUUGCAGGAGCGGCUACAUUGCUGGGUCUUGGUGUCGUUGCUCUGGCAGGAGUUUUGUUUGGAAGUAGCAAAACAAAAGACAAGAACACGCAGUGAUUGAAGUCCUCAGAGCUUGAUUUAAGGGAUUUAUUAACAGAUCACCAGCAGAGCCUAACUGACAUUUAUGAAGUAAACACAAAAUUGGCCUAUUUUUAAGUAUCUGGGUUUUUGUGAUAAUUUUGAUUAACUUCAUAACCGUUUCUUAAACCACUGUCUGUCCAUUAUUCUGUCCUCAGUUUGAAUAAAAUAGCAGACUGGUUUGUUUUAGGUCAACAUCUUUUAUUUUUCAGCCUUUUGGGAUUUUCUAAACAACCACACAGGUGUUGUGUUGAUGUACUGUAUGUUUAAAUGCUUUGAUAAAAAGAGUGAGGACUUUGAAGCUGGUGAAACAACUUUUGAUGUUUUGAACUUCUGAGAGUCACAAGAUCAGGCCUUUUUUUGUAUGAAUUUAAAUAAAAGAUGUUUGAAAUGUAAAGGUCUUGCAACCUAAAUGAUGAUUCAGCAAAUAUAUGUUUAUGUAACCUGAUGAAGUUUAUAUAAUGUUUGAGUAGAGUAGUUAUCUUACAGAUAAGCCAUGUGUCCAUGUAGUGUUCUUAUAAAAUGUCAUCUUGAAUAAGUUCACAGCCUAACUGGAGUUUUUAGCACCAUGUGUCUCUAACUUUGAAAUGUUUGUAAUUGUUUGAAUAAAGAAUAACUGAACUUUA
Notolabrus celidotus (New Zealand spotty) is the source of this 1352-nucleotide messenger RNA. Its product is annotated as phospholipase A and acyltransferase 3-like. The transcript is spliced from 5 exons. Gene Ontology annotation, biological process: N-acylphosphatidylethanolamine metabolic process. The record is from RefSeq and is a predicted model, not a curated record. Gene Ontology annotation, molecular function: A2-type glycerophospholipase activity; glycerophospholipid phospholipase A1 activity. The coding region runs from base 190 to 705 and encodes 171 amino acids. NCBI's taxonomy places the organism in Eukaryota, Metazoa, Chordata, Actinopteri, Labriformes, Labridae. Gene Ontology annotation, cellular component: cytoplasm.